Messenger RNA from Umbelopsis ramanniana AG, 692 nucleotides. RefSeq lists its product as uncharacterized. The transcript has a single exon. Bases 66 to 215 code for a protein of 49 amino acids. The record is from RefSeq and is a predicted model, not a curated record. NCBI's taxonomy places the organism in Eukaryota, Fungi, Mucoromycota, Umbelopsidomycetes, Umbelopsidales, Umbelopsidaceae.
UUUUAAUGGGUGCGUCAGCGGGAGAGAGGCACCACGGGCUUUAAUCAUCUCGGUGGCAGCGUUUCAUGUUUGACAUAAUUGCCAAAGUCUUCCUCUAUCUUGGCAUAGCAAUCGUCACGCCAACGGUGGUUGCAAUCUUAUUCGACGUGUCAUUUUAUCUGUGGCGAAACAUCUCGGAAGCUGUGACUCCUCGCAAGGCAAUCAAGACACAAUAGAUUCCAGCAGCAGCCUGUCAAGCAAUCAGCUCAGCUUGCUUGUGUAUAAUCCUUCGCAAUCCUCACCACAGCCAUUGUUCAUAAUAUACCAUACAUUUAAUAAAUGGAAAACAUCGUUUUUGUUGUUGAUUCUCUCUAUAUUACUCUAUACAAAUGCACUUGACUAAUUUCGUCCACGUCGUCUUCAGAUAGCUCGCUUUCAAACCAAUGCGACGAGUAGUCUAAUUUGAUCUGCUUGACCCAGCCUCCAAGGGUCUUCUUAACAGGCAAACCAGCUUGUUUCAAUUGAUCUUGAAGCGAAGGCAACGUAACAAUAAGGAGGCCUUGCUUUUUACUCGUUUCCUUGCGAAUAUAUCGCCAGAUUUGCUUUUGAACGUCCAAAUCAUUGAAGAAUUGGAACACAUUAUUCAUGACAAUAAUAUCAGCCUGAGCAAUCAAUUGUGGGACAGUCUGGAUAUCAGCUUGAACCAACUAAAG